AUGCAUGUCCGAACAUACGAGAGCAUCGCUCCACCUCGGUCGGAAGCACAGAAACCUAUGCAAUAUGGCAGCUUAACAGUGAUACCCGUUCUUCGGAGCGAAGACUCGGUAUUUGGCGCGGAGGUCUCUGGAGUGGAUUGGAACAGAUCGAUUCCAGAGGCAACUGUGGCCCAGCUAGUUGAGCUACAGGAUAAAUACGGCGUACUGAUAUUUCGAGAGACCGGCCUGGAUAAUGCCCGCCAUAUUGCAUUUUCACAACAACUGGGAGCAGAAUUAGAGGUCAAUCCAUUUUACUACGGUCGCGAGAACGAUAGGCUCGGUGAGCCGUUACUAUUUGACGUAGGGAACAUAGAAAUGGACCGUACAUUGGUGAAACCUGAUAGUAGAAGAUGGCACCACAGCCUAGGAAAUGCUCUGUGGCACACGGAUUCCUCGUAUCACCAACGCCGCUCCAAGUAUUCCAUACUUCUCUCCCACGGAAAUCCAGUCAAGGGAGGAUCGUGGACACAUUUUGCUGAUACACGUCGAGCGUAUGCUGACCUCCCUGAUACGAAAAAGAAGGAGAUUGAAGAUUUGGUUGUGGAACAUGAUUUAUGGCACUCAAGAAAGCUUGCCUCGCCCAUUGUAUACGGGAAUCCCCUGCCACAUGAACUUGCUGCAAAACCACCAGCAUAUCACCGUCUCGUUCAAAAAGCACCUGAUGGGCGUCAAACGUUAUAUCUCGCGGCUCAUGCAAAGCUUAUAUUGGGUUGGUCAUUUGAAGAGAGUCAAAAGUUGAUAUGGGAGCUGAUUGACCACUGCACCCAGUCAGAGUAUGUAUUCAGCAUGGAAUGGCUUUCCGGGGGUGAUAUGGUGUGGUGGGACAACAGACAAUCUAUGCACCGCGCAAACCCGUACACUGAAACUAUGACUGUCAGAGAUGUACGACGAUCUACCAUCAUUGAUGACGGUCCAAUGGCAUAUGGUGUGUCUAUUGAAGAUAGGAGGGCGAUUGCCAGCAAAACUCCCAAUGCAACAGACUUAUAG
Talaromyces stipitatus ATCC 10500 is the source of this 1026-nucleotide messenger RNA. Its product is annotated as alpha-ketoglutarate-dependent 2,4-dichlorophenoxyacetate dioxygenase, putative. Gene Ontology annotation, molecular function: oxidoreductase activity. The coding region runs from base 1 to 1026 and encodes 341 amino acids. The transcript is spliced from 7 exons. NCBI's taxonomy places the organism in Eukaryota, Fungi, Ascomycota, Eurotiomycetes, Eurotiales, Trichocomaceae. The record is from RefSeq and is a predicted model, not a curated record.